AUGUCCCGGCUGCUGCCGCUGCUGGGGAGCCGGACGGCGCGCAGCCUGAGGCCGGGCCCUGCCGCCUCGCCCCGCCCGCCGUCCUGGUGCAGCUGCGGCCGGGAACUGCUGGCUCUCGGGGUCCCUGGCAGUCCCCGGCUUCUGGGCACACACCCCAAGAAGGAGCCCAUGGAGGCGCUGAACACGGCGCAGGGCGCGCGCGACUUCAUCUACAGCCUGCACUCCACCGAGAGGAGCUGCUUGCUCAAAGAGCUGCACCGCUUCGAGUCCAUUGCCAUCGCACAAGAAAAAUUGGAAGCUCUACCACCCACUCCAGGACAGCUGAGAUAUGUAUUCUUCCACAAUGCGAUACCUUUCGUGGGGUUUGGCUUUUUGGAUAAUGCAAUUAUGAUUGUUGCAGGAACUCAAAUUGAAUUGUCUAUUGGAAUUAUUUUGGGAAUUUCUACAAUGGCAGCUGCUGCUUUGGGAAAUCUUGUUUCAGACUUAGCUGGACUUGGCCUUGCAGGUUAUGUUGAGGCCUUGGCAUCCAGGUUAGGCCUCUCAAUUCCUGAUCUUACACCAAAGCAAGUUGACAUGUGGCAAACACGUGUUAGCACACAUUUGGGCAAGGCUGUUGGGGUGACUAUCGGCUGCAUUCUAGGAAUGUUCCCUUUGAUUUUCUUUGGAGGAGGAGAAGAGGAUGAAAAACUGGAAACAACAAAUUAAUCAUCUUAGAACACCUAUAAAAAGAUGUAAACUAAUGUACCUCAGUCAUUAAAUAUACUGUCACAACAUUUAGCAGUGAGGACAGUAACAGUGUAUAGAUACGGGAUCAAAUAAUUCAGCAUGUAUUAUGGAAACACUAACUUAUUGUGGCUUGGCCUUCUUAAGACAUCUUUUUAAAAACUAUUUAGUAUCAUUUUAUGUAAAUUGUUGAGAUGCUUUUCAUCAAUGGCAGUCAACAUGUUACCUUUUCCUUCUAUGUAUCAAGAUAUUAUUUAACUUUCAGUCAUUGACUGUACUGUACUGACCUGGAGUUUGCUUAUUUGUUAUAUAACAUGCACGGGAAUACCUAUUUAUGUUUUUAUUUUUUUUCCUGAUGGUUAUAAUUCAAUGCUGAGAUUUCUCCAAAUUAUUAAAGAUGUUUAAUAUCAGUUAAAAUUUUAAUUCCCUGCCUGGGGGCAUGUCUUCUGUGUUAUUUCACAGUAAACAUUUACAAUCAUAUAAAUUCAUUCAAUUUUUAAACUUUCACAUCUAUCUAAAAUGAGGCAGUGUUUUAAGUAUAUCUGAUUCAUUGUAAUUUUGAGCCACGCUGUCUUAAGUGCCAGAGGUUAAUCAGAAAGAACAAUUCUCUGGCCUCUCUUUUACAUGAACCAUACAUGCUAACAAGUGUACUUAUUUCUGAUUGGCUUUUUACCUUUAGUUUCCCAACUUUGAACAAUCACACGGUGAUUUCUGGUUUGUGAGAGAAAGGCAGUGCUUGGACACUUCCUGGCUUUUAAAAUAGGGGUUAAGAGAGUAGGGUGAACUAAGAAAUUUAUAAUGACAUUUUGAAAUUAGGCUAAUUUUUUUUUUUAUAGAAAUAGAAAGUAGAAAUUUUCAAAGAGGUCUAUAGAGUGGAUGACAAAGUUCAAGUGGUAUUUGGAAGGUUCAUGAAACACCAGUUCUAUUAUUUGGGAAAGAUUUUUUUUUCCCCGAAAGUGUUAUUGUCUCAUGGAAUGGAAUGAGUCUAAAUAUCCCGUGCUCAGAAUCCUAAUCUCAUUAGGUCUUGCUUUGUGACUUUUUUCUGGAUGAGUAUUUUAGAAACAGCGUGCAUUUCUAUUUGCUGUCUAGUCUGGGCAAAUCUAACACAAGGAGAGACCCUUUCUCUCGUUUUUGGGCUUUUUCCUUUUGUGGUCAUUAGAACACAUGGUUGGCGAGAGCUGCUUGCGUCUGAGUUGUAUGUCUGACGUACACACGGUCCUGAGAAUCCUGAGGUUUAGUGUUUGAACCCCCUUUUCUCAUUUGCUCUGGUACACAUGUAAAAGUGUUACAUGAGUAACAAUUGAACAAUUGAACAUAUGGAAGAGAGAAACUGGAGUUAGACUUUAACCCUUGGGGAAUUAAAGUUACUUCUGUUUGCUCAGUGAAUGGAAAGGACAAGCUUCACAUGACUACGCUUUCUAAAUCUUAUUUAGGAGUUCUGUUUGCACACAAUUACUUUGGGCUCCUUUUAAAGAGGAAUUCUUUUUCGCAGGAAAGCAUGUCACAUAUCAUUUCUUUUGCACUUUGGGAUGAUUUAGUCCUGUUCAUUUAUCAUAGAAUUUAAGGAAAAAUAGCCUAAAAAUUUAAAAACAUCAACUUCUCAUAUACACAAGUAACAUUCUCCUCGAUCAAUUUAGCAUCACGUGACGUGAGGUGGCAGACAUAUUCAUCUUUUGUAUCUUUGUCCUCAUGUCAUACGGACAGCAAGCACAGGGUUCCAGGACGAUAGGAUACAAUGCAUAUUUUAUUUUCUGUGUAAACGUGUUAAUGUUGUUUUCCUUACCUUGUGCAUUAGUGGCUUUUCUUGUCUUUAUUUUUAAGUUUUGUAUUGUGGUGCUUAACUUUUCUUCUUAUUAAAUACCAAGAAACUUGUCUUGGAGCUUAGAAAGCACUUCUGAUUGUUGAUUUCCUUUUUCUUUCUCUUGAAAAACCUCCUAGUCCUUACUACCAGAAUUUCUGUUAACAGAAUUAUGCCAGUUUCGUUAAAAACUUCAGCUGUGGAAGGUGUAACUUUCAUAUGAAAGACGUUCUAAUUUUCAAUCAUAAUUUUUGAAUCAUAUUUAAUCAAUAAAAUUCUUUGAAUCAUUACAAUAAGUUUCAAAAACAGACAAACAAAAUUAAGUCUCUCUGUGUUCAACCAAAGGUAUCUCAAACGCCAGCUCUGACCUGACAUGGUACUUUGCACAGUGUGAUUUCUGAAGGUGGCUCCCUUUAAGUUAAUGACUCCGUAAGAUCCAUGUUCAGCGGUUUUCACCACAGAGAAUCUGACGCCAGCUGAAACUGGACUGCCCUGUUCUCAUAGCAGCUGUUUUCUGUCAGCAUUAGAGCUACCACAAACUGUAUCAUGAGCUGCUGUAGUACUGGUCAGAACCCAUGUUGUUUGUGUAUUAUGAUUUAUUGACUUGUUGAUGCAUGUAUACCGGGUGCAUUUUGUGGCCUCUGUAUGUUACAUAGUGACCAAUGUUUUUACGAAAAGAAUUGAACAAAAAAUAUCUUUUAAGACACUU
Messenger RNA from Grammomys surdaster, 3230 nucleotides. It is a transcript of the gene Tmem65, whose product is annotated as transmembrane protein 65. The record is from RefSeq and is a predicted model, not a curated record. The transcript is spliced from 7 exons. The coding region runs from base 1 to 705 and encodes 234 amino acids. Gene Ontology annotation, biological process: regulation of cardiac conduction; cardiac ventricle development. NCBI's taxonomy places the organism in Eukaryota, Metazoa, Chordata, Mammalia, Rodentia, Muridae. Gene Ontology annotation, cellular component: mitochondrion.